UCCGGAAUUUCCCGUUGCGUCGCAGCCGGAUCAGCCCUGGGGUUUCGCUUCAGAAAUUCCUCCCCCCGUUAGUAAGCGUAAGUGCAGAUGCAGACAGCUGACCGACUGCCUGUCUUCACGAUGAAGGCAGUUAGUUAAAGGCGCUUUUGCUGACAUGUGCAGCUUCACGCUGCGCGAACAUCGUCCCUAAAUAGCCGGAAUCGCCUGGUCAGGGGAGAAACCUGUAAGUCCAGAAAAAGUGCGUGGAGAUCGUUCGGGGAAAAGCCACCCCAGUGGCCUUGCACACUCCUUAACCCAGCGGUCAUGUUUACCACACGAAGAAGCUGGAACCCUGGUCAGUCUCCUUGCUUGCCAGAGCUGUGGAAGAAAGAAAUCUCAUUGGAUGCAAGCUCAGUAAAUUUACUGAUGAGCAGCAGUAAGGAUAGACCCUUCCAGUCUUCCACCUUCCCAUCAUGCCAUCCUGUGACCUCUGACCUCUCAAGCUCUAGUGAGACAGGUGAUCAGCAGCUGCUCAUACAAGCCCUGCAAGAUAAGGUGUGCCGGUUCCAGGCGCGCCUGCACAGUGAGGACGCCAGCAGGACGCUGCAGCUGCAGCACACGUGCCAGAGUCAAGAGCAGCAUCUGACCGGCAUCCACCACCAGCAGGCCACGGCACAAGAGCAGGAGAACCCGUGUGAGGCAGAGCCUUCUGAUUUCAGGCACCCCUGUUUGGGAAGCUGCUCAACCCAGGUACCCCAGAGCCCAGAGAGGGAGACAGCACCGCUGCCUGUGGAGGGGCACAGCACACCGGGCCGACUGCGCAGUCAAGAUAAGGACCAGGAGACUCUUAUAAACAGCCUCUGCAAACAGGUGGAGGACCUGAAGGUGAAGUUGCUGGAUCAGUCCCGGGAAGUGGUCAGACUGCGCUCUGAGCUGGGAGCAACAGACCUGGAGAAACACCUUGAGAUCUUGGUGUCUGAGAACGAGAGGCUCAAACAAGAGCUGAGCACCUGUGGGGUGUCACUGCCUGAUGCUCUAGUGCAUCUGCCUGCCUGCAUCAACUGCCCGCACAGCCAGGAUGCGGAGUCUCUGCGUGCUGAGGUGGCACGGAGAGACCAGGAGGCCCAGCAAAGGGACGGCUGGCUGGCAGAGCUGGAGAGGAGGCUGCAGGAGAGGGAGACCCAGGUGGCGGAGCAGCAGCACCAGCUAGAGGAGGCACUGAGGGCUCGCAAGGAGGUGGAGUGGACUCUGGGCGUCCAGCUGAAGGAAUGCCAGCAAGCCCUGUCCAAACAGGCAGCUCAGCCCCCUCAGAUAAGGUACAUCACUAAGAGCGUAGAGGUAGAGUCAGCCCAGGCUAAGGCGGCGCUGUCGGAGGCACAGGGUCGGAACGAGGCUCUGCAGGAGCAGCUGUCGGCACAGAGGCGCCUCCUCUACGAGCUCCAGCAGCAGCUGCAGGAAUCGCAGCGGACAGGCAGCCAGCUGCGCGUGCAGAUCCUGGCAUAUGAGGGCGAGAUGGAGCGAGCCCAGAGCCAGCUGGAGGCGGAGUUGCAGACACUGGAGGAGGAGAAGAACCGCAUAAUCGAGGAGGCCUUCAUCAGAGCUGAAAAUGAGAUGAAGGCUGUGCACGAGAACCUGGCGGGUGUACGGAUGAAGCUGCUAACCCUACAGCCUGCCCUUCGCACACUCACCUGUGACUACAACAGUCUCAAGAGGCAGGUGCUGGACUUCCCCUUAAUGCUGAAGAAAGCCAUCGCAGAAGCCAAACAGGAGAUCAGCCAGGUGAUUGAGGAGGUCAACGCUGCGAACCAGGAGCUACUGCGAAAGUAUAAGAGGGAAAUGAACCUACGUAAGAAGUAUCACAACGAGCUUGUCCGACUCAAAGGAAACAUCCGUGUAUUCUGCCGAGUUCGGCCGGUCAGCCAAGGGGAGCUAAAUGAAGACAAGAACGUAGUAACCUUUGACCCCAAUGAUGAUGCUGUCCUGCAGUUGUCCAAUAAGGGAAAACCACUAAUGUUUGAGCUAGACAAAGUGUUCCCGCCUGAAGCCACUCAGGAGGAGGUUUUCCAGGAAGUUCAGUCUCUGAUAACCUCCUGUAUCGAUGGCUACAACGUGUGCAUUUUUGCCUAUGGACAGACAGGCUCAGGGAAGACAUACACCAUGGAGGGAGUGGAGAACAACCCAGGCAUUAACCAACGCGCGCUACGGUUGCUCUUCUCGGAAAUAUCAGAGAAGGCUCCAGAUUGGCGCUUUAACAUCACUGUCAGCAUGGCAGAGAUCUACAACGAGAUACUUCGGAACCUACUGGGAGACAAUCCCAGUGAAAAGCUGGACAUUAGGAUGUGCCCAGAUGGCAGUGGUCAGCUAUAUGUGCCUGGACUGACGGAAAUUACCGUGCAGAGUGUAGAGGAUAUUAACAAGAUUUUUGAACUGGGCCAUGUGAACCGGGCGACAGCCUGCACCAACCUGAAUGAACACAGCUCCCGUUCUCACGCUCUGCUCGUCGUCACCGUCACCGGCUUCAAUACCACCACUGGUCAUCGCACAGCAGGAAAACUGAACCUUGUGGAUCUCGCCGGGUCGGAGCGCAUCGCCAAGUCGGGCGCUGAGGGCGGCCGUUUGCGGGAGGCGCAGUGCAUCAACAAAUCCCUGUCUGCCCUGGGAGACGUCAUCCACGCCCUGCGCUCCAAACAGCCACACAUCCCCUUCCGCAACUCCCGCCUCACCUACCUGCUGCAGGACUCGCUGAGCGGGGACAGCAAGAGCCUCAUGAUGGUGCAGAUAUCCCCAUUGGACAGCAACACGUGUGAGUCCGUUUGCUCCCUGAAGUUUGCCCAGCGAGUGCGGACUGUGGAGCUGGGUGCCUCGGCUGGCCGAAAGCACGCCGAGAACUCCUCCACAUCUUCCUCUCCCACCAAUGACAGCCUGGAGCUGGACUCCCCACCCAUGACCCCCGUGUCCCUGCCCCUGUCCCGUGCCAGCAGCGUCAGCUCCCUAAUCAGCACGACGGCCAGGAAACCGGGCAGCACGCGCAGGAGGUCACCAUCUCAGCAGGCCUCAGGAAAAACAAAACUCUUGCAAUGAGACGACAGAGUGCUAGAUGCAUAAGUUUAAGGUCACUGAAGCUCUGAAGAAAAAUAUUGUUCUACGACGUAUGGAUAUUUAUUUGUUGCUUUUAUGAGGGUGGAGGGGGGGGCAAGUGUAAGUGUUGGAGUCCAGUUGUUCAGACUUAUCUGAAGCUUUUGGUUGCAAUCCUCGGCGUCCUAUUUGGGCUGUCCGCACUAAAGGGGCCGGGAGAUCUUCAUUACUGUACAUGAAAUACGAAGACCCCGAUCCAGUCUUCCAAGCAUCUAUCACAGUUGGGGGGGGGGGGGGGAGUCUUCCAGACACAGUAUUUCCACAUAAUUUGCACUUUAGAUUAAGACGUUGUUUUUUUGCAUUUAAUAACAUUUGUAUUUUGUAAAACAAAAAAAAUUGUCUUGAAAGCAGAGAUGAUGCAGCAUUAGAAAAGGUUCCUCUUUGCACCAAAUAAACUAUAUUUAAAUAAAUGCUAGAGGACCCCAUAAACUUUUGUACACCUUGUGGCAAUAAGCAAUAUUUUAAUAAUGUACAGAUUAUUGGUUAUCUGAGAAAUUCCAAUUCAUGUUUCAAUGCAUGCAUUUUUGUGAAUGAAAGGACCUGUGAAUCAAAGAUUGGCAGGAGCAGAAAUGCCAUUUCGCCUCCACAGGAAACAUACAGGGUACUGAAUUAGUAAAGAUGUCAGAAAUGUAAUUGGUUCAGAUUGGUAAAUGACUGUUUAAAUACAGCAGUGUAGAAAUGAAGAGGCCUGGAUGCUUGAGGCUUUGCUUGAUAUCCGAACAAAGAAAUUUGUGAAAAUGAAAUGCUGUUUGUAUCUACUUACAUCUGCCUGUUUGUACGAAACUGCUGCAGAUUUAUAUAGGGUUUUGUACUUUUAAUAAACACAUACAGUCUUAA
Molecule: messenger RNA, 3951 nt
Organism: Brienomyrus brachyistius
Lineage: Eukaryota; Metazoa; Chordata; Actinopteri; Osteoglossiformes; Mormyridae
Product: kinesin-like protein KIFC3
Exons: 21
Coding region: 304-3060 (918 amino acids)
Biological process (GO): microtubule-based movement
Molecular function (GO): ATP binding; microtubule binding; microtubule motor activity
Source: RefSeq, a predicted model, not a curated record